ACCUCUCUCAACUUCAAAUAAUGCCCCUUUCUUCCUCGAUCAUAAUGCCCAUACUUUUGCCCAUACUUUUAGAACAUCCAAAUACCCCUACAAUGCAAAAUUCCUCACAACUUGCCAAGACUGCUCUAUCACAGACAGUAACUAAAUUGGCCCUUUCUUCACCAGGUCUUCCUCAAUGGACCACUCUUCAAUCAGCACAGUUUUUGUCAAAUAACAACAGUCAUUCUUUGUCUGUUGAUAGUUCAAUGCAUGACUCUGUCUCUGAUGAUGAUGAAGAGAUUGAUCAGUUGGCAAAUGACAAGGACUUGUUUCCUCAAAGUGAUCAUGUGAAAGGCAAGUCAAAGUCACCUCACAAGUCUCACUUAGGCAAGAAGCAGGUUAGAUGGAGCCUUUCAACUAUCAAGUCUUUUGAUAAUUGGCAACCUGUUACCUCCAUUUCUUCAGGUUUGCUAGCAGUGCAUUCUGUUUUCACCAUUACCAGUCUUGCUCAUGAUGACCCUAUAGAUCACAGUGAGCUGGAUUCACUGCACAAACCUGCAUUCAAGCACUCCUUGAGUGAAAAAGUUCUGCAUAAUACUGCCGGCAGGACACAGAACAUAUUGAACAUCCAAAGUCCUUCUCUCAUCACUCUCUCCUCCUCUUCACCUACAUCCAUCAACACAUCCUCUAUGUACAACCAUUCAUCUUCAUCCAAAGUUCCCCAACAAACCUGGAUGACAAUGAAACAAUCCAUGCAAGACCGCUUAUUGAUAAACUUUGCAUGUCGCAGGGCAGGAUACCCUAAGAUUGCUGAAUCUGCUAUAUUCAGUGAUAGUGGAGAUGAGCAUGAAGCUGUUGAAGCCCUUCUUGACAUUCCAGAGGCUUCCGUGGAGGAACAGGAUGAUGAACAAAUGCAGGUGGACAACCAAGUUGGUGAUAGGGAUAGACAGGAUGUGGAGGAGGAAGCAACCUCAGAUACCAUUGGCAAAGAGGUUGAUAUAGUUUCUCAGAAGCCUAACAACACUGCCAAUGUCAUGCCCAACUUGCCGGCGGGCGCCCCACCUGAGAAUACCCUUCCAAGCACUCCAACGCUUCCCGAGACACCCCCUCAGGCUCAGCCGCCCAAACCUACUCCACCCAUUCUACCAAAUAUUCCGCCUACACCACUUUCCGCAUCCGACAUUCGACACAAGGCCUCAGCGGCCUCCCUUCUCGUACCAAACCACCGCAAGCGUCCCGCCGUCAUACUCCAGGGCUCAAACGGCACUCACUUCUCUUCGGCGCCUUCAUGUCUUACCGUCGCGAGGAGACACGCGAAAUGGACUGCAACGCAGAGAGUCCCGUCUCCAGCUCUAACUCCAGGUCAGGGCGCUCCGAAACGUCGGAAAAACGACAAGCGUCUUUUCUACCCAACUGACAAGUACGCAAAGCCUGUGGGACACGGGCCUUCUACGAAUAUCAACGACCGACUUGGGCUGGAAUGGAUGGGAGCGAUCGAGAGCUUGGAACGUGCCUUGGAAAGGGUGAAGAACAGCAGGGGGACCCCUGAAAGUCAACAAGCGAUGAAAGACUGCAAGGUGGCGUUGAAGGAAGCCAAAGACGCUAUUGAAAUUAUGGACAGUGGAAAGGCCCUCAUCUCGCCUUGGGUCAUAACGACCACGGGUAUUUUGGGCGUGAUGAAGCGCUUCGCGCAGGAUGACACUCAUAACGAGUGGUUUGUUGCUGUUCGCGAGCUUAGAGAGAAGGCGAAGGAGAUUGUAAUGGUCUGGGAGAAGAGGAUUAGCGAGGCAAAGUUAUAGCUCACCGUCUUUGUUGCUGAGCAAGAUGAAGGAGAACAACGGACACGUUUCUUAUUAUUUAUUGAUCCUUCAUUGUACAUCACCUUUUCUGCUUCAUAUGCAAAAUAUUUAUCCAACUGUC
Messenger RNA from Somion occarium, 1899 nucleotides. Lineage: Eukaryota; Fungi; Basidiomycota; Agaricomycetes; Polyporales; Cerrenaceae. The record is from the annotation of a GenBank genome assembly.